This is a messenger RNA of Podarcis muralis (Common wall lizard), 2218 nucleotides long. RefSeq names its product coiled-coil domain containing 181 (gene CCDC181). Gene Ontology annotation, molecular function: microtubule binding. The record is from RefSeq and is a predicted model, not a curated record. NCBI's taxonomy places the organism in Eukaryota, Metazoa, Chordata, Lepidosauria, Squamata, Lacertidae.
CGAAGCGCCCCCCUUGGCGGGUUGUCCCGGCCAGGAGGGGCGAGGGAGGGUCGGGCAGCCGCUCUCCGCCGACGGAGCCGAAGGGACGGCGGGGAAAGGCAGGAGGGCGGGGCUUGAGCGCCUCCUCCGGCCCCGUGGUUUCGGCAGAGAGCGGGCCUCGCCCUGGGGUGGGCGGGGAGGCGGCUGCCAUGGCGACGGGCGUAAAUCGCUUCAGGUGCUCGGGAAACCUCGGCGUCCGAACAGGCAGGUUUCGCCUCGGGAGGGGCCUCGAUCUUCCUCAUCAAGUGGCCGCCCCAAGGCUUGAUUUGGAUCCUCCGACUGGAUCCGGAAAGUUGGUCGGAGGCUGCUUUGCAGGCGAUACCUUCAUCGCCUGGCCCGGCAGAUUUGCAUUCUUUCCAUUAAGGAACAUCCACAAUGAGUGACAAAAAAGACACUAGUGAAUCUUCAGAUACUGGAGGUCCCACAGAUGGUGGGGACUACGAAGAUGAUUUUGAAAAAGAUCUUGAAUGGCUAAUUAAUGAAGAAGAAAAACAAAUCUCUAAUGAUAUACAGAAUCAUGAUGAAAAUGAAGGUGUUGACAAAGACUUAGAAUGUAUAGAAGAUAGAAUAAAUUCUCCACAAGAAUAUUUUGAAGGUGAUGAAGUGGGAGAACAUCCUUCACAAGAGCCUCCUGAGCCUGAGGAAGUUCUGGAUGAGAAGUCACAAAAUGAAAUUUAUUCAAUACUUGAACUUGAUCCUAAGCAGUUGGAGCAAACAUCUGAUUCUGACAGUGAAGGUUCUUGUCAGGAAUCAAAGCUAGAAGACCAGGAGGAUGAUGAUGAAGAUAUAAAGCGGUACAUCUUAGAAAAAAUUGAGGAAGCCAACAAACUACUUCUAUCUCAGGAACCUUUAGAUGAAACGAAAGAAAGGAAACUAAAGUUCAAGGAUGAUCUAGUAGAUCUUGAAAUCCCCUCUUUGAAAGCUUUAGAAACUGAAAAAAAUGAUUCCCACAGGAACAUUUCAGGCAGACUGUCUCAAUUGCACAUUUGUAAUGGAGCAGGAAGGGAGGAUAUUUCUCUUUCUAUUAAUGGUGCUACAGAUGAUGAGCACAAGGAUGGCAAGAUUCUAGUAGAAAGAGAUGGGAAAUUUGAACUCCUCAGUAUCCAUGACAUUGAGAGCCAAGGCUUCUUUCCUCCACUAAGUGUUUCUUUUAGUGACAUUGAAGCUCAACACAUUUCUCCUAAAACCUCCUACAGUACUGCUUUUAGCCCUGUCUGUAUAACAAAGGAAGACUCCUUAGGACAAACAUCUGUGACCAGAGAAGGCUGCAUUCGUGUCCCUCAACCACCACCCAUUCGGCCAUGCUCAGCAAUCAACAUUACAAGAAACACAGAAAGGGGGAAAAGUCCACGAAGGGUGCAGUCAGCAAAUGUGAGUCUCGGUGCAAGAAGCUCUACAUACUGCCUGUCACCCAGGCAAAAAGAACUGCAAAAGCAAAUGGAACAAAGAAAAGAGAAAUUAAAGAAAGAGGAAGAAAUUCGGAAAAGAAUACAGGAGGAGGAGAAAAGGAGAGAGAAUGACAUGGUCUUCAGAGCUUGGCUGCAGAAGAAAAAAGGGCAGCUGCAGGAAGAGAGGCGAAUUCAGAGGGCAAAACAGCUGGAAGACUUGAAUAGCAGACAGGAAAGCAGAAAUCCAGAAGCAGCUUACAAGUCGUGGCUUAGAAAAAAGCAGAUAGAACACAUGAAAGAAAAACAGAUACAGAACCUGAAAGAGCAGGAAGAAUGCAUGUUUUUCCUCCCAAGAACAGCGGAAAGUGACAACGCUUAUAAACAAUGGCUAAAAAGGAAGAGACGGGAGAGGCGAGAAGAGCAAAUGGCUGCCAAAGAGCGAGCAAGGCAGCUUAGGCAGGAAGCCAGAAGAGCAAAACAAAUAGAGAAUAUUCUCUGUUCAAUUUCUGAACCAAAAUCUCUUCGCUUCACGGACCAGUACAGCUGAGAUUUAGAGUCACCGGAUGCCUCCAGUAUGACUCUCACAGUACCUUGUAUAGCUUGCUCCUGAAAGCAGCUUCUUCUGGGAUGUUUCAUAGUCCUUCAAUAACGGCUUAAUUUUCUCAAUCUUACUAAUCUCUCCCCCUCUUAAACUUGGAAUAAGUCUCUAUUUGUGAAUGGGUUGGGGUGGUGUUCUUAGUUCUACAAAGCAAAAAACAGAAUAAAUGCCCAUAUGGCAAUUGUGGUGUAAA